Molecule: messenger RNA, 1080 nt
Organism: Pseudocercospora fijiensis CIRAD86
Lineage: Eukaryota; Fungi; Ascomycota; Dothideomycetes; Mycosphaerellales; Mycosphaerellaceae
Exons: 8
Source: RefSeq, a predicted model, not a curated record
CUGCCAGUCUUGGAACGCGAUAGUGGUCCACAACACUUCCUAGUUCUAUCGUCAUGCAGACAAUCCGACCUCUUGACGAACCCACUCAAGCAGUCAAUGACAACCGACCUGAGCUACACUUGCGAAGCAUCGAUGCCUGGCCGUGGCGAUGUCGGUGGACGCCUGGAUGCGACCUUGCUCGGUAUCCCGCGCGAGAUGCGAGAUAUGAUAUAUGCAUUUCUACUAGAUGAGAAGCGACAGCGUCCUAUGGAUCCUGGACACGCUGGUCCUCGCAAUCCCAAUUCACCGAUAUCAGGACAGACCAUUCAUUUCGAGGCCAAGUCGCCAAAACCAGCUUUGCUACGAUUAAAGCUGUGCUGCAAACAGAUUCUAGCAGAGCUUCGAGAUACCCUAAGGCAGCACUGUCUCGAUGUGGGCGCUGGUCAGGCGCGCCUCGAUAUCAUGGUUAAGGGCUCGUCUAUCUGGCCAACCUGGCUUUCUCUGCCUGUGACGCCACAGAUCAAUCCCAUCAUCCAGGUCGACCUGCGCAUCUUCGAGGUGACCGGGUUCGGCAACGAGUUCAGCACUGGAGCAUAUCGGGCGUUAUGGUCAUUGUUCAACCUACUAGUAUUCAACGGGCCGUGCUUCAUUUACAGCAGGGAGCUUCGGCGGCCUCUCGCCAUUGAGCGUCUGCGCUUCGACAUCAUGAUGUGCUUUCCCACCUCCGUGGACGAUCUGUUCGGAACAUAUAAGGAUGUCUUUAAUCGACUGGAGAGGCUGGCUUAUGAUAAUGUCGGCCUGGGUCAUAUAAGCUCCAUCGAAGCAUCAGCUGCCUACAGGACUUACAUUUGCAAGUCGACAGUGAGGAAGUUCUCUUUCUGGGAUGGUCUGGAGCUCAACAUAUCUAGGAGAAGCUCUUUGCCUGAGGCCGAGGCUGUUUUGCAGGGUCAUCUGUCGCGAGGCCCAAUGUAUCAUGAGGCUCGCGCGGAAUUCAUGUCGCUCUUGUUCAUGGGCUACUUCAUGCUUAUCUUCUAUCUACCACUCCAUAUGCAGGCCUCGGCCAGCUUGCUAUCUAUCUACCCAUCAAAUCCCACGCCAUAA